Molecule: messenger RNA, 1766 nt
Organism: Ctenocephalides felis (cat flea)
Lineage: Eukaryota; Metazoa; Arthropoda; Insecta; Siphonaptera; Pulicidae
Exons: 8
Coding region: 279-1535 (418 amino acids)
Source: RefSeq, a predicted model, not a curated record
UAUUACAAGUGCCCUUUUCCUAUCAACAAUCUACAUCUAUGAAGAAUUGAAAACAUUUGUGUGGAUUAUUUUUAGAAUUACUUGAGUAACUCCUCAACCCGCUCUUUGCAUGAGGUCUGUGUUAAAACGUAAAUAGUACUUUUCAAGGUUUUGUUUUAUGGACUUGUUUCAGAGAUGUGUUAAUUUUAUAUUGCUGACCUUAAGAUAAACUAAUAGAGGACUAGACCAUUCAAAUUGUGUAGUUUGUUAAAUUGAGUGCUGAUACAGAUUAUAAAAAAAUGGAGAACCCAGCAUUAUUAAAUAUUAAACAAAGAUCAAGCAAAUCUAGAUCACGAUCAAGAACUCCUAUGCAGAAAUUCUUUUCUUCUGCAGAGGAUAUGGAUGUGCCAGCAAUGAAUACUCGCAGUUCAUCAAGAAAUUUAUACAUAAUCACAGACGAGGAUGAUGCCCACCAUACAUAUGUAACCUCCGAUUACAGUUCUGAAGAUGGAAACAUAUCUCCAACAACCGUGCAAAAUAUUGACAAUACAGAAAAAGAAAAUAAAAGAAACGGACAUAAGGAAGAACGCCAGAGGACUGAGGCAGAAUUACUCGCUUACAAAGAGUAUAAAGAAGCCGGAGAAUAUUGGAACAAAUACCCAAAAACAGAUUACACCUACUCCAAACGUUCCCCCCACCGCAGAGAGCUCCCAGGAGGCUCUGUAGCUCUCCCAAACAUGUCCAGGCCGUCCCUGCACAGUUUCGACGAACGCAUGGACAAAAAGUUCUUGGCCGAACGAAUCAAUUACUACGAAUCAAGUAAAAUAAAGAAAAGCACAUACUCCACAUCGGCUGGAUCCAGUAGUGAUGGUAUGAGGCUGAGAAACUCAAUGACAAAGACCACAAGUUAUAAGGAUACAGAAUUUUCUGAUGAUGAAAUGCCGAGUCAGAGCUAUUAUUAUAACGGGAGGGAUGUUACUGACGUGAUGGUGGAGCAAGAAGGUUUGGUUAGGAGGUUUUGGUCGAAAUUGGUGAGCGUGGGAAGAUGGACGAAGAGCUGGUUUGUGGAUGUUGAGGAGAGUCAUGUUUACAGGACGCCCAUCAGACGAAGGAAUGCGGAGAGAGGUUUCUUCUCAAGGUGUUAUUCAAAGACACAGAAUGGUGUCUUAUGGUUCUUUAGCCAAAUUUAUUGGCUAAUCACCCUGGUGUCAUUGUUUGACUGCAAAUUGCUUUGUGGAAGAGAAACUCCACCAAGAUCGAGAAAACGUGGACUGGUUCUGCUGCUAUUGCUUCCCUUGUUGCUGCUUUGCGGAGUCCUUUUAUACUUGCAAAGCCCUGUCCAACUCUCUGAAUAUUAUCCUUUCGAACAUCCAAUUUCAUACUAUCCUGAUAUAAUGUACGAUAAAGUAUUAGAUUCUGUCGAAUAUACAAAAAUGAUAGCUCACGAUGGAGCUAAUGAACUUUCUGAUUAUUGGACGAAAGUUAAAGAAUAUUCUAAUGAUGCACUCGAUAAUAUGUGGAGCAAGGAGGAUGAUUUACCAAUUUAUAGUGCUUAAAUAGAAUGGAUUUAAUUAAUAUAUAUAUAGAGAUUUUUAAGGGUUGAUUUUUAGUUGUAGGAUGAACAAAGUUCUCGUGGGGGGUUUUAGUUAGGGUUACAUAGAGCAUUUUAAUUACAAUAUAAUGUUUAAAACUAUAGUAAAGAUCUGGUUAGUACUUUUGAUCCAAUCAUCGUAAAGACUUGAAUAUUUGAUCUCUCUUUUUUUUAAUAAAUAUGUACUCUUUUUGUA